AUGAUAAUGGAGGACAGAAGCUGUCGCACCAGUGGCAGAGAAAGGCUGGGACUGAGUUUUACUAUUGACUACCUUCUGUUCAAUAAAGGAGUCAGAAGUCCUAAAGAAGAACAAAUGGGAAGUUGCAUGGCAGAGCAGAUAGUGAACACCAUGCUAAAUCAUCAGAAUCCUAAACUCAAGGAGGUGGCGAUUCAUUCUGAGAUACAGGAGAAACAGCUACAGAGGUCAGCCAUCAAAAAAAGGAAAGUAAAAGCAGAAGAGGGGAAUGAAGAGCAACAAAAGGAGGGGAAGGAGGAAGUGACCACCACUACGUCCACCAGCAGCAGUCCACAGAAGUCUGCAGAGAAACCCAAGCAGUCAUACAUCGCACUCAUCUCCAAGGCAAUCCUGGCAUCUGAACAGAAGAAACUGCUGCUGUGUGACAUCUACCAGUGGAUCAUGGACCACUACCCUUACUUCAAGAGUCAGGAUAAAAAUUGGAGGAACAGCGUGCGCCACAACUUGUCCCUCAAUGAUUGCUUCAUCAAAACAGGCCGCAGCGACAAUGGUAAAGGCCACUUCUGGGCAAUUCACCCAUCAAACUAUCAGGGCUUUUCUAAUGGAGAUUACCACUGCAGGAGGGCAAGGCGGAGGGUACGCAGGGUGGCAGGACAGCUGCCCUUUUCCUCUCUGAGCACCCUGUACCACCCUUUCCUCGCCUAUCCCAGUAGAAUGGCCUGCUGGUGCUGUCGUCAGGCCCCAGCAUGCUCUUUACCCUGCCUGGCACCCAGACUCUACUGGCCAUGGUCCAGUGUGCAGCCACAAGUGGAGCUCCACCUGGCCGAACAUUAA
Molecule: messenger RNA, 831 nt
Organism: Monopterus albus (swamp eel)
Lineage: Eukaryota; Metazoa; Chordata; Actinopteri; Synbranchiformes; Synbranchidae
Gene: foxq2
Product: forkhead box Q2
Exons: 2
Coding region: 1-831 (276 amino acids)
Biological process (GO): anatomical structure morphogenesis; regulation of transcription by RNA polymerase II; cell differentiation
Molecular function (GO): RNA polymerase II cis-regulatory region sequence-specific DNA binding; DNA-binding transcription factor activity, RNA polymerase II-specific
Source: RefSeq, a predicted model, not a curated record